Messenger RNA from Chlamydomonas reinhardtii, 1132 nucleotides. RefSeq lists its product as uncharacterized. Bases 444 to 803 code for a protein of 119 amino acids. The record is from RefSeq and is a predicted model, not a curated record. The transcript has a single exon. NCBI's taxonomy places the organism in Eukaryota, Viridiplantae, Chlorophyta, Chlorophyceae, Chlamydomonadales, Chlamydomonadaceae.
AUGUAGUUCGCGCGCCUGGUCCCCAAACCCUUCAACACUCACCCUGCAAAGCCAGCCACCGCAUACCGGUACGCGCCAUCAUUUUCAUGAUGCUCGGCAGGCGUGAAGUCGCGACGCAGGGGGGGCCUAAGCAGCGAUGCAGGGGACUACGCCAACCUGCCUUUACACUGUCCCAUCGCACACCCGUCCCUGGGAUCCGCGCGCGGCUCGCACGCACUGCUGACAUAACUUCGGAGCUGCUCCGGACUGCUGCUUCCGCCUGCCGCUGCACUGCCCAAGCUCGCCUGACAACCUGUGGUGACGUACAGUAGCUCGCAUAUGCGGCUGCAGCUUCUCCUUUCAUCGCGACUGUUUCCUGACGGGAUUGGUUCAGAGUUAACCCCUCGUCCCCACGAGGGCCGCGACGCCAACUCAGUGACGAACUUCGGCACGUGCUAAUGGAGAUGCUGCUUGGUAGAGCGCGGCCUUCGGCCGUGCACCGUGGUGGCGGCGAUGGUGGCGGCGCAGGACCUACGGCGGCGGCGGCGGCGCAGGGCCUCGCAGCGGCGGCGGCGGCGGCGGCGCAGGGGCUGGCGAUGGCCGCGGCGACACAGCGGCUGGCAACUGCGGCGGCGGUGCAGGGCCUGGUGGCGGCGGCGGCGUCGCAGGGCCUGGGCCCACCAGUAGCGGCGUGCAUGUGUGUAGCAGAGGGGGCAGGCAAGGCCACGUGGAGGAAGAGAGCGCGGCGCCACCUGACCGGCCAGAGAAGCGGCGCCGGCGCGCAAGAUGAAACCUGCCGGUGUCUGGAUUGCGGUCUUUGCUGACGAGCAUAGCAUGGCACGGUGUAGGGUAAGGCUUAUUGCUGUUUGGUUUGUUGCCUGCUGGCUUUAUGCUUUACAAUGGUCAUUUUUGGGAUUUCGGCCGAAACCUGCGUGGCAUAUGGUAAGAAGGCUCAAAGGGCUGUAUAGGGCUGUAUCUAUGGGUAUUGACGGCGGGAGACAGGGGUUCCCCUGGCGGGAGAGUGAGAUUGGGUCGGCGGGAAGCAGGGGAGGAGUGGGCGUGUCGUGUCGGUGUCGACAUCGGGGGCGGAGCCCCCGGAAAAAUUUUGGGGGUGAACGAAGCGGCGGCAGCCUCUUUCGUCAACUAAACGAAG